Molecule: messenger RNA, 1124 nt
Organism: Zea mays
Lineage: Eukaryota; Viridiplantae; Streptophyta; Magnoliopsida; Poales; Poaceae
Product: Plasma membrane-associated cation-binding protein 1
Exons: 5
Coding region: 123-758 (211 amino acids)
Cellular component (GO): plasma membrane
Source: RefSeq, marked validated
CACAACUCCACGUCACACACCUCACAGAGCUGCAGCAGCAUCAGCUGCCACCUCCUGCCUCUCCUCCUUCCUUCCUGCCUGCAUAGGUUGCUACACGUAUAUAUUCUGAAGAAGAGAUCGAGAUGACCAGCGUGUGGAAGACCAAGGUUCUGCCUGGCCUCAACAAGAUCUUUGACAAGGAUGGCAAGAAGGCUGCAGCUGCAGGCUUCUUGAAGUCCUUCAACAAGGAGGAGUUUGACAAGGAGAUUGAGGACAAGAAGACAGAGCUGGAGCCCAAGGUCGUGGAGGCCUACGAAGCAUCUCCUCCUGAGGUCAAGGCUCUCUUCAAGGAUAAGAAGCCAGUCAAGGUCAGCAAGAAGAACUCGGCUGCAGUCACCAAGUUCCUCGAUGAGCUGGCUAAGAUUGACUUCCCUGGAGCCAAGGUGGUGAGCGAGGCGGUGGCCAAGUCCGGCACCUCGCCCCUGCUUCCGGCGAUCACCUUCAUCUUGGACAAGGUCGCACCGUUUAUCCCCAAGGAGGAGCCCAAGGAAGAGCCGGCGGCGGAGGCCACCUCCCGGGAAGUCGCCGUGGAGGAGAAGAAGGAGGAGGCCGAGCCAGCUGCAGCGACGGAGGCGGCACCGGCGCCGGCAGAGACACCGUCGGAGGCGGCGGUGGUAGAGGAGAAGAAGGAAGAAGAGAAGAAGGAAGAGGAGGAUAAGCCGGCUGCCGAAGAGGCGGCGCCGCCAGCAGCAGCUGCUGCUGCUGCUGAGGAGAAGUGAUCCUGUCGACGGAUCGAGCAUGCAAAGCGCUCCCUCCUCGCUCCCUUGCUUGCUGCUGGUAAAUUAAAUUAAGUUGCCGUGAUACUUAAGCGUAGCCGCACGGAGUGAAAAGUUAUCAAGUAAAAGCAGACAAACACUUGGCAUGCAUGGACAUUAAUUUGUUAUUCUUUGUACCGUCGUCGUCUCGAUGAACCGCGUGUACAUUUGUAGUGUGGGGUUUUCUUUGUUUCCGAUUUGGGGGUGAUCAUUACAAGAAUGUGUAAUUAUUUAUGUUCAUAUGUUUGUUGAUGAUGGAAGGACAUAUUUAAGAAGACAACUCUUUUGUGUAUAUAUAUUUCUUGUUAUUUUCAAAGGAUUAAAGUGGAU